This is a messenger RNA of Rangifer tarandus platyrhynchus (Svalbard reindeer), 1149 nucleotides long. Lineage: Eukaryota; Metazoa; Chordata; Mammalia; Artiodactyla; Cervidae. The record is from the annotation of a GenBank genome assembly.
AUGCAGCAUCAGAAAAAGCAUACGGGAUCGAAACGAUACAAAUGUGAUGCAUGUUACAAAGCCUUUAAUUUUUAUUCACUCCUUAUUCAGCAUCAGAGAGUUCACACUGGAGAGAAACCCUUUCAGUGUGAUACGUGUGGAAAUGUCUUUAGCCAAAAGUUUUACUCAUACUUGAGGAGACAUGAGAGAACUCAUAGUGGAGAGAAACCCUUCAAAUGUGAUGUAUGUGAAAAGACCUUUAGCCAAGAAGGGGUCUUGAAACGGCAUAAAAAAAUUCACACUGGAGAGAAGCCUUUUCAUUGUCAAGUGUGUGGACGUAAUUUUAUCAGUAAUUUUGAGCUUAUCCAGCAUGCAAGAAUUCAUACUGGAGAAAAGCCACAUAGAUGUGACCAGUGUGGCAAGACCUUUAGAGUUACAUCUGUUCUUAGAAUUCAUAAAAUAAGCCACUUAGAAGUGAAACCUUUUGCUUGUGAUCAGUGUGAAAAAACUUUUACGAGGAGAUUUCUCUUACAUCAGAGAGUUCACUCUGGAGAGAGACCCUACAAAUGUAAUGAUUGUGAAAAAUCAUUUAAAAGCCAAUCGAACCUUAACAAACAUCAGAAAAUUCAUACUGGAGAGAAGCCCUUUUCAUGUAGUGAAUGUGAGAAGGCCUUUACCCAGCUCAUAGAUCUUAAGCGUCAUAAACAAAUCCACACUGGGGAGAAACUUUACGUCUGUGAUAACUGUAAAAAGACCUUUGUCCGUUUCUCGGAUCUAACGCGACAUCAAAGAACCCAUACUGGAGAGAGACCCUACAAGUGUAAUGUUUGUGAAAAAACCUUUAAACAUCAGUCAAAUGUUAUUAGACACCAGAAAAGUCAUUCUGAAGAGAGGCCAGAGACACUAGAGAGGCCCUUUCCAUGUGAUGGAUGUGAAAAGACCUUUCGCUAUUACUCUGACCUUAACCGACAUAAAAAAAUUCAUACUGAAGAGAAACCUUAUAAAUGCAGUGAAUGUCAAAAGGCUUUUAACCAUAGUUCAAAUCUUAGUAAGCAUAUGAAGAUCCAUACUGGAGAGAAGUCCUUUGUAUGUGAUCAAUGUGGAAAAGCAUUCAGUCUAAAUUCGAAACUGUCUCGACAUCUGCAAACUCAUGAUAAAAAGAAACAUUGA